This is a messenger RNA of Alexandromys fortis (reed vole), 513 nucleotides long. Its product is annotated as keratin-associated protein 13-1-like. The transcript has a single exon. The coding region runs from base 1 to 513 and encodes 170 amino acids. NCBI's taxonomy places the organism in Eukaryota, Metazoa, Chordata, Mammalia, Rodentia, Cricetidae. The record is from RefSeq and is a predicted model, not a curated record.
AUGUCCUACAGCUGCUGCUCUGGAAAAUUCUCCUCCCGCUCCUUUAGACGCUGCCUGCCCUCUUCAGGUUCCUCCUGUGGCUCUUCCUACCCCAGCAACCUGGUCUACACCACUACCAGUUGCUCUCCCAGACCCUGCCAGGUGGAAUCCACUGUGAACACCAGGUGUCAGGAGACCUGCAUUGAGCCCACCAGCUGCCAGAGGUCCUGUGUGGUGUCCAGGCCCUGCCAGACAGCCUGCUACUACCCGAGGAGCUCCAUACCUUGCAGUCCCUACCUGGGAACAUAUUCUGGGUCUCUGGGCUUUGGAUCCAGCAGCUGCCGUUCCCUGGGCUAUGGAUCUAGAAGCUACUACCCAGUGGGCUGUGGAUCCAGUGACUUCAGAUCUCUUAAUUGUGGUGCCUCUUACUUCCCUUCCCCGUGUUAUGGGUCUAGAUUCUACUACCCAUCAUAUUUGGUUUCUACAACAUUCCAACCUUCUUGUUAUAGAUCAAUCUAUGGAAUUGCCUUCUAA